UUGCGCCAUUUUAGGCAAGAAACGACUCGUUCUGCGUGAGGAGAAGACACGUCGGGUAUUGUGUGGACCAAAAUACACAAACUACUACGAGGAUAUUCGAAAUUCAUGCACGAAGAUUUCUACAGAUACACACAGAGGGUUUUUGGGUUAAACUGAAUGCGAAACUGAGGUGAACAAUGACACAGUUUCUUCCCCCAAACCUGUUGGCAUUGUUUGCACCGCGGGAUCCGAUACCGUUCCUGCCCCAACUUGAGAAGCUUCCCCAUGAGAAACACCACAAUCAGCCGUACUGCGGAAUUGCCCCUUUCAUUCGGCAUUUUGAGGACCCCAGAGAUGCCCCACCACCGACAAGAGCAGAGACACGGGAGGAGAGGAUGGAAAGAAAGAGAAGAGAGAAGAUGGAAAGGAGGCAAGUAAUGGUGGAAACCGAGCUAAAGCAAUGGGACCCACACAACGAUCCUAAUGCUCAGGGAGAUGCAUUUAAGACCUUGUUCGUGGCUCGAGUUAAUUAUGACACCACAGAAUCCAAGCUGCGUCGUGAGUUUGAAGUUUAUGGUCCAAUCAAACGGAUCUACAUUGUGUACAACAAGAAAACUGGAAAACCAAGAGGCUAUGCAUUUAUCGAGUACGAACAUGAGAGAGACAUGCACUCUGCCUACAAGCAUGCAGAUGGUAAAAAGAUUGAUGGACGUCGAGUCCUUGUAGAUGUUGAAAGAGGACGAACAGUCAAAGGAUGGCACCCUCGUAGACUUGGUGGAGGUCUUGGUGGUACAAGGAGAGGCGGGGCCGAUGUUAACAUCAAACACUCAGGCAGAGAUGAUGCCUCCCGAUAUGAUGACAGACCAAUUGGAGGUGACCGGGAUCGUAGGGAGCGCAGUCGUGAAAGAGACCGAGACAAGGAACGUGGAGAACGUCGGCGCACUCGUUCCCGAGAAAGGCGCAGGCGCACCAGGUCUCGUGAACGAGAAAGGGGCAUUGGUGGUCCAGUGGAGGAGAGUGCAGGCAGCAAUCGUCGUCGGGACAGGGAAAGAGAGCGAGGUGUUGCUGGAGGGAGCAGAGAAAAAAGUAAAGAUAGAGAAAGAGACCGCAAGAGGAGAAGCAGAAGCAGGGACAGAAAGAGAGACCGGGAAAGAGGGAAGGGUGCAGAUGGAGGUGAAGAGGGUGUGGGCGGGCUAGCUGAUGGUAUGGUGCCAGAAGGAGGAGAAAGGGGUAUGGAGGACCCCUUGGCUGGUGUACCAGGACGUGGGGAGGAGGGAGGCCCAGAAGGAGAGGAGAGGGGUAGGGAGAGAGACAAAGAGAGGGACAGAGAACGGGAAAGGAAGCGCAGCCACAGAGAUAAGGACAGGGAUCGCGACAGAAGGCGAGACCGGGAUAGAGAUCGUGAGCAUAAGCGUGACAGGGGUGAUCGUGACCGUGGAGACCGAAGGGAAGACAGACAUGUAUCCUCCUUGGGCGAUCAGGAAGGUGUGGGUAAUGGCGGUGAGGAGGGUGAAGAGCCAGUACCACCACAAUCAGAGGAAGGCUCACAGGAUGGGAUGAGGAUGAUGAUGAUGAUGGAUCAGGAUUCCAUGCAGUCAGGAGAGGGCUAUGCCUCCAAUGAGAAUGGAUACAGGAUGGAGGCCCAGGGGGAUGAGUACUGAGAGUUCCAGAUAUUGUGAAUGAUUCAAGGUCAUCCAGUUGUAAUGUUUAUUUGAUUCACAAAUGUUCUCUCCCUCACCCUUUAUUUAAUGCCUCCACUCUUGCUUGCACUAUGUCCACAUUGGUGUGUGAGUGUUUUACUGUACUACAAACAGCUAUAACUGAGGGAGCUUGGUGUCUCUGGUAAGAAGUGUCCUUUUUGUUAAAAGAUUGCUUGGCUGAACAUUUUUUAUUUUUAACCCAGUUGACUUUUGGGUGACUUGGUUUUCAUGAAUCAUUAAAUAACUAGCUUUAUGACUCAUUUCAAUUCCCUGUCUAAAAUAAACUUUGUUACAAGUAACUUUGUUGCUGUGUAAAGAUCUCUUGACUGUGGCACUCUGUAUUUUACUACAGUGUAGAAUAUUCAAUAGAGGAUAGGUAAUUGUGAAAUCAUUUUGGGUUGUUUAGUACAUUUAGAUUAAGGCUGUUUAAUUGUUGACUACAACAGUAAUUUCUUGAUGGUUGGUUUAAACGCAAUCUGAACAAUGUUUGUUUUGUUGGUCAUUUUGUCCCUAUUGCAACUACAAAAAAGACUUGUCCUGUACAUUUGUUUUAUAUUUGGAACAAUCUGCGGAUCCCAUACAAAUUAAACGGCGAUACAAAUUUUACUGAAGGGGGAAUUAUAGGAACAGUUCAUCCAAAAAAAUGUAAAGUUCUCAAUAUUUACUCACCCUUAUGCCAUCCCAGAUGUGUAAAGCUGUCUUUUCACCACAAACAGAUUUUUAGAAGAAUAUUUCGGCUCUGUAGGUUCUCACAAUGAAAGUGAAUGGUGACCAGAAUUUUAAAAGUCCAUAAAAGCACAUAAAGCCAACAAAAGUAAUUCAUAAGGCUGCUGUGGUGAAAUCCAUAUUUUCUGAAGGGAUUUUAUAGGUCUUCGUGAGAAACCGAUCAAUAUUAAACUUUUUUUUUUUAUAAACCCAACACAUUCUGGUGUGAUGUGACUUUCACAUUCAGCCAUCUACUGGUUGUGACCGGUCCAAUGUGGAGAUUGAUUUUUUUUUUUCUCACUCAUACUUGUCUUAUAGCAUAAGAAGAUAAGGAUUUAACCUCUGGAGUUUUAUGGAUUCCCUUUUAUGUUCUUUUUAGACUUUCUGAGUUUUGUUCACCAUUCAUUUGCAUUGUAUCGACCAAUAGAGCUGACAUUUUCUUGUCUUGUGUUCUGAAGAAUAAAGUCAUACACAUCUUUGAUAUCAUGAGAGUGAGUAAAUGAUGAGUGAAUUUUCAUUUUUGGGUGAACUAUCCCUUUAAAGUGUGGUUUAUAAUUGCAAACCACGUUUACGAACAAAGUCUGGUUUUAAAAUAGAUAUGUUUGCCAUGGGUUCACAAAGAAUCUCUCUUAUAUUGUAUUUUCUUCUUUUGAGCCCAUUCCU
Xyrauchen texanus (razorback sucker) is the source of this 3047-nucleotide messenger RNA. RefSeq names its product U1 small nuclear ribonucleoprotein 70 kDa-like. Gene Ontology annotation, biological process: mRNA splicing, via spliceosome. Gene Ontology annotation, cellular component: precatalytic spliceosome; U1 snRNP; U2-type prespliceosome. Gene Ontology annotation, molecular function: U1 snRNA binding; mRNA binding. Lineage: Eukaryota; Metazoa; Chordata; Actinopteri; Cypriniformes; Catostomidae. Bases 177 to 1640 code for a protein of 487 amino acids. The transcript is spliced from 10 exons. The record is from RefSeq and is a predicted model, not a curated record.